Molecule: messenger RNA, 435 nt
Organism: Parnassius apollo (apollo)
Lineage: Eukaryota; Metazoa; Arthropoda; Insecta; Lepidoptera; Papilionidae
Source: the annotation of a GenBank genome assembly
AUGUCAUUCUUAUUACCUUUUAUGACGCAUAGGAACACUUUAUCUAAUAUCGGCGAGAGCGAAGAAAACCCAAAUUCGGAUACAAUAAAUGAAGACUCUAACAAAGAUAACAACACACAGCAGAGAAAACGGAAAAAUAACAAUAAUUAUCAGGAACAAAUCUUAAAUUUAAUAAAAGCAAGAUAUAAGAGUAAAUCAGAAAAAGACGACAUUGAUUUAUUCUUUGAAACAAUAGCGAAAACAGUGAAGAAGUUCCCUAAAAUAGACCAAGUUAAAUUAAAAUUUGACAUAAUGAAACUCGUCCAUGAAAAAGAAAUGAGGUGGCUGGAUUCUCUGACAGAAUCUUCUGCUUCUUCAAGUAGGAUCUCAGAUAUAUCAACACCAUCACCUCAACCGUUCAUUCACCGCAUGUCUUCUCCUUACUUAAGAGAAUAA